AUGAGUUUUUGCUGUGCUCGAUUAAUUGGGGUAUCGUCACUGAACUGGAGUUAUAAAGUAAGCCGCCGGCAGCAGACGGAGCUCAGACUGACUAUAAUGGCCCGGCAAAUAGCAACAAUCCUGCUGAUCUGCUCGUUGGUGGCGAUGGCUGGGUGUAAUCCAACCGAUGUGGACUGUACUCGUCGACAGGAUUUCAAUGUUGUCAAGGACUGCUGUGCCUAUCCCACAUUAAGGUUUGACCAGUUCCAAAGCCAGUGUGGUAUAUAUAUGCCAGAGGGUGCUCCCAGAAUUUCGCCCUGCCUUUAUGAAUGCAUUUUCAAUGAGACCAACACGGUUGUGGACGGAGCUAUUAAUCCGGAUAACGCCCGACUCAUGCUGGAGAAGCUGUUCGGCAAUCAGGACUUUGAGGAAGCCUACUUCAAUGGGCUAAUGGGCUGUUCGGAUUCUGUGCAAGAGAUGAUGAGCAGUAAGAGGACUCGCUCCCAAAGAAAGACAGACAAGUGCUCUCCAUUUGCAAUUUUCUAUGGAUUUUGUGCCCAGGAUUAUGUCUUCAACCACUGUCCAUCGUCCAGCUGGUCCGGCACUAAAUCUUGCGAGAUGGCCCGAUUGCAGAACAUGAACUGUUCGAAACCAUCACGUGGUGCUAGUCAUCGCAUAUAAAAAAACUAUAAAUGAACAUUGUAUUUGUUUGAUGGGAUGCGUUAAGCAAAUGGGUCCCAUUGAGAGUCGUUUGGACAUCCGGUUCAGGUUGUAUAUAUGCAUAUUGGGGAAUGGUAAUGCCGCAGAAGUGA
Drosophila teissieri is the source of this 791-nucleotide messenger RNA. RefSeq lists its product as uncharacterized. The record is from RefSeq and is a predicted model, not a curated record. The transcript is spliced from 3 exons. NCBI's taxonomy places the organism in Eukaryota, Metazoa, Arthropoda, Insecta, Diptera, Drosophilidae. Bases 1 to 660 code for a protein of 219 amino acids.